Dichomitus squalens LYAD-421 SS1 is the source of this 1062-nucleotide messenger RNA. RefSeq lists its product as uncharacterized. The annotation marks the transcript as partial. The transcript is spliced from 8 exons. NCBI's taxonomy places the organism in Eukaryota, Fungi, Basidiomycota, Agaricomycetes, Polyporales, Polyporaceae. The record is from RefSeq and is a predicted model, not a curated record.
AUCGAGCGGGAACUGGAUGCGUGGCGCUACAAACCUCCCCCCCCUCCUGGCGUAUUUCGCUCCAUCCAGGAUGGUCGUCGGUGGAAAUCUCUCAAGGGGGCUGAUGGCCAGCCAUUCUUCGGGCCUCAAGGAGGACAUGAGUUGCGCAUAGCAGUAAUUCUCCACAUCGAUUGGUUUUCGGCAUCUUCGAGCGCUUUCAGUGCGUCGUACUCAUCAGGCGCCAUAUCGUUCUCCAUUCCCAACCUGCCGCCGGUGCUACGGUAUCGUGUGGAGAACCUCAUUCUGAGCGCGAUGACUGAUGGUCCCAAGGAGCCUGACGCGGAGGAAUUACAGCAUUGGCUCGAGCUGGUCGUCGAUGACCUGCUCGUGCUCUUCUACCUAGGCAUAUUUGCCCCGACUGAGUCACGCAAGGAGGGCCGACGCAUGCGGGUUGCACUCGUCUGCACGUGUGCUGAUCAUCCCGCCAUGUGCAAGGCAGGUGGCUUUGCGGACAAGAGCCACACGAAGGCGCCAUGCACUCAGGGACUCGUUGACACGAAAAAUAUGUAUUCUGAUGAAUGUCUAAAUGGAGGAUGUCCACCUAGAAGUGCGGAAGUGCACGUUGCUCGGGCACGAGCAUGGCAGUCGCUUGAAGACAAGAAAGAGCGCGACGAAUACUUCAAGCAGCAUGGGUCGCGUUGGUCUGAACUCAUGAGACUGCCGUACUACGACUGUGUUGCUAUGACGGUCAUAGACCCGAUGCACAACCUGUUACUGGGCAAGACGGGUGUUGUAAAAAAUCAGUGGUACUCACGCUGGAUCAAGAGCGGCACAUUGCGUGCUGAUACCAAGGCAGGCACCAAGCGCGAACUGUCUGUGUUGCAUCGAUUUUUUGAUACGUUCGAGGCUCCCGAGUGGGCGGGUCGCCUUCCUCUGCGCGUGGGCGAGCCCGCUGGCGGCUCUCUCACUGCAGACGAGUAUAAGUUGUUGAUUGUUUGCCCAGGCAUGAUAAUUCUGCCAUUGAUCUGGGAUCAGUGCAUACAAGAAGCUGUGAAGGACUACGAAGCGGCAUGCAAGAAGUAU